Molecule: messenger RNA, 5049 nt
Organism: Pungitius pungitius (ninespine stickleback)
Lineage: Eukaryota; Metazoa; Chordata; Actinopteri; Perciformes; Gasterosteidae
Gene: vwa5b1
Product: von Willebrand factor A domain containing 5B1
Exons: 22
Coding region: 262-4125 (1287 amino acids)
Source: RefSeq, a predicted model, not a curated record
UCCACAGGGAGGAGGAGGAUAAAGAGGAGGCGGAGAAUAAAUGAAACUGUGUUUGCAACCACAUGUUGCUGUGCUUGGUUGAACUGCUGCAAACUGCUCCUUUUCCCCUCUUUUGCACCAGAGAGAGAGAGGAAACAAAAGGUGCGCUGAAAGAGGUCGGAGAGGAGGGAGAUAUCUUUCUUAAUAAGUGGACAUCUGACACAGAGAGAUCCUCGCUGCACACCCAGUUCACACAAAUGAAAGAAUCCUAAAGCCACCACCAUGCCUGGACUCAUUAACAAGGAGACCCGGAGCGCUCUCCCCCUCAGCGUCUCUGACAUCACUUCCUGUGUCAGGGGUUACACGCUGGCCAUGACAGCCUCCAUGACCUAUGAGAAUUUUGAGGAUCAUGCAAUUGAGGGGAUCUUCAUUUAUCCACUGGAGGAAAAUUCUAUCGUUGUGGGGUUUGAGUCCAUGAUAUCGAGUCAGAUCAUAACACUGCAGAUCAAAGACAAGGCAAAAAUUGAGGAUUGUUACGUGGAUUGCUGCAACGCAUCUAACGGAGGCCUCCAGAGCGGCGGCGGGCACGUACUGAUUGAUGAGGAUCUGGAGAGGACAGUGUUAGUGGUUAACCUCGGGAUCAUCCCUCCUAUGGAGACGGUCCAUAUUCUGGUUAGCACCUCCUCUGAGCUGUCCACCCUGCCCAACGGAGGCAUAAUGGUCUCGUCCCCCCCCGUGUGCACGCCGCGGGUUCAGAGGACCAUCAACGAGGAGCAGGGGCUGUCCCCAAACUUCUCCAGAACGCGGGACCGGCCCAGUUGUUCCUCGAGUACCCACGAUCCAACUCCCAACUCCCCUCAGCUGUGGUUGGCUUCACUGCUGGAGGAGGAGGCCAUCAACUCCAUGGACUAUGAAUUUAACUUCCAGCUGGAGAUACGGGCUCCCUAUCUCCUCGCAGGCGUAGAAAGUCCGUCUCACGCCAUCAGAGCCGACGCGGACCCUCUGGCGCGCUCCGCAACAAGUGUGGUUAUCACCCUGGCCGACAAGUACACUUACGACUGUCCUGUCAAAAUCCUCAUCUAUCCCAGCGAGCCUCAUCUACCACAUGUGCUCAUUGAGAAUGGAGACAUGACGCAGGAGGAGUACGAUGAAUAUAUUCAGGGGCGCAGCGACUUCAUUAAGGCCGCCAAGAAGGACUCCAGCAAUGAGAGGAAAAUAGCUGUAAUUCACAGACGACUCCACAAGGACAUCCUCCACAACCCUGUGGUCAUGUUGAACUUCUGCCCUGACCUCAAGUCCAUCAGCUCAGACCUGGGGAAGGUUCACGGAGAGUUUAUCUUCCUCAUUGACCGCAGCGGCAGCAUGAGCGGAGUUAACAUCAACUGUGUUAAGGACGCCAUGGUGGUGAUCCUCAAGAGCCUCGUUCCGGGCUGCCUUUUUAACAUCGUAGGCUUCGGUUCCACAUUCAAGUCGCUAUUCACAACCAGCCAACACUACGAGGAGGAGGCCCUGGCCCUGGCCUGUGACUAUGUGCGGAGGAUCAGGGCCGACAUGGGGGGGACCAACGUCCUGGCGCCGCUCACUUGGAUCCUGAGGCAGCCGAUGUUCAGCGGACACCCCCGGCUGCUCUUCCUGCUCACCGACGGAGCCGCCGGCAACACAGGCAAAAUCAUCGAGGUGGUCCGCAGUCACUCGCGCUACAUCAGAUGUUUUACUUUCGGCAUAGGACAGAACGCUUGCCGGAGGCUGGUGCAGGGACUGGCGACGGUUUCCAAAGGAACAGCAGAGUUCCUGGCUGAAGGAGAGAGGCUGCAGCCCAAGAUGAUAAAGUCGCUGAAGAAAACCAUGUCCCCCGUACUGAGUGACAUUUCUAUCGAUUGGCUCUUCCCCGAGACGAAAGAAGUGCUGCUGACCCCUGUGGGCAACACCUUCCUGUUUCCAGGGGACAGUCUGAUUGGCUACAGUGUGGUUUGUGACGCCACCCGCUACCACGCUAACCCCAAAUCUGAUAAGAGGAGGCGAUACAGUAUGAUGCGCUCCAUUGAGUCAGCCAGCUCCGUCUUCUACCAAUCCCAAGAGGAGGACGCGCUGAAGGCAGCUAGCGGCUUACAGGGGUCCAACAGGGAAGCGCCUCUGGACGAUUCCCACCAGGACCCCGUGACAGAGGGCCCCGCCAUCACCGAGCAAGACCCAUCAGGGUUGGAUUGUAAGAUGUUCCCGAGACGACGUGCAUACAGCACCAACCAGAUAACAGACCACACCUCGGCCAAGAAGGUGUUCACUCCCAGUGACCCUAGCUCGGUGGUGGCAAAGAACCCGCUGAGGAGAGCCAAGGUCCAGGAGCUGAUUGGCCAGAUGAGCCCUGAGAACGAGGCCCAGUGGAGGAACGACUACCAGCCGGAGUUGGGCAGCCUGUGCGCCGCAUCUUGCAGAGGGCAUCCAGCCAGCUGCCACAGGCCGCUCGCUCAGAAGGAGCCGCCCCUGCAGCAGGAAGUGGGCUCGGAGCUUCAUCUCCAGCCGGAGGACAACCACCAGCCGAGCGGCAUCGGCGCGCCGCCUGCAGCUCGCAACUCGGCCGGGGAAGACGGAUCGAGAUCGUCCACCGACAGCCCCCCCGUCGGCAGCAUCGGGGACAUGGACGGCUAUGGACACCAGUUGUGUCACGCAGAAACUCCACAGGAGCCCCAAACAACAGAUCUGGACGCAGCCCCUCGGCCCAAAGGGGACUGCAAGGCGGUGGUGUCCGGGCUGCUGUGCGGGAAACCGGCCAAGUGGGAGGUCGUCUUUGACAUCGAGCCCUUCCUGAACGGCCGAGAACGCGAGGAGAAGGUUCACGAGGAGCUGUGGAACGAGACCUUCCACCACCUGUCUGGACGCUCCAUCAUACGCGACUUUGAGCACAUGGCGGAUAAGGAGUGUGACAUUGAGCACGGCUCUGGCAGGAAGUACCAGAUAUACGCUAUUCACACCAGCAAGGCCUGCAAUAUACUGAGCCAAUACACAGCGUUUGUUCCCAUUGACCUGGACACUAAUGAGUAUUUGCAGACGUGCAUCGAAUACAUAAACAGUGGUGAAGGUCUGAAGCGGGGCUCCAGCUCCAGCACUCGUUCGGGGAGCCGGAGGAGCAGGGGCUACUCCAUAGGACUGGGUCGCUCUCAGUCCGGCGGCAUGUCUGAGGAAGCCGAAGAUGUCCUGCUGCCCAACAGCGGAGAGGAUGGCGUCUCCCCGUGCACCACCCCCUCCUCCAGCGGUUGGGAGAAAAGCAGCUUCACGGAUGUCUUCCAAAGGAGUCCUUCUGUGACCUCUGACCAAUCACAGAAGUUGGUUGAGAGCCUUUUUUCUGCCAGACUGGCCCUCAGCAGGACUCGCCUGCUGACUCGGGCUGCCAAAGGAUUCAUAUGUCGAUCUCACAGCAAGUCCGGUGAUUCAAUUGGAGAGAGUGACAACGAGAAUAAAGACUACAUUCCUCUGGUGUUGUUGCAGUUGGCCGGCGGUGCCUUUCCGCUGGACGCCGCCCUGUGUGAAGCCAUUAGCGUUCCCAUGGACAAGCUGAAGUGGACGUCCCCCUUCACCAGCCACCGCACUAGCCUGGGGCACCUGUCUCACGCCGGCAGCCGCCGCGCAGAGAGUGCUGAUGACGCGCACACACCCCCGUGUGAAGCAGGGAGGCAGCAGCAACCCGCCGAGCCCACGGGCGCCGCCGCCUUCAGCCCCUCUCGGCUGCCCGGUAGCCUGUGGGCCGACGCCUCCGAGCCCCCUCCGCAGUCCACCUGGGAGUGUGUGGACAGCGGACGGGGCUUCGGGCCGGGGGGCCCGCAAGCAGCGUCGUCGCCCGCUGGCAGCGGCAGUGGCAGCGGCGGCGGCAGUGGCGGCGGCGGCGUGCCGAAAAGGAUGCUAGAUCCGGAGAGCAUGGUGUGGGCCACGGCCGUUGCCCUCGCCUGGCUGGAGCACAGCUCGGCCAGUCACUUCAUCGAGUGGGAACUCGUGGCCGCCAAGGCCAGCAUGUGGCUGGGGGCGCAGGACAUCCCGGAAGGGCGGGACUUGGCCUCCGUCAAGGCUGCUGCCAACCAGCUCUUCAUGAUCCUCCGACACUGGGAUGAAAACCUGCAACUGAACAUGCUCUGUUACAACCCCAACAGCGUGUGAGGGGCGCGAAUGCAAGGAGGAAACGGACUACUCAAAGCGCUCCAUUCAAUACUAUGCCAAAUGAGGUCGUAGUGUUCUCUGUUUUGGGAAUGUUGUCGUCCGGAGUCCGAUCGUGCCGUCGCAGUUGUGAACGAUGUGUGUUUCCUUUUAAUAUGUGCUGUAUCUCCAAACAUAUCACACACUCUUCAGAGGCAUUUUGUGCUAGCUUUAAUCUCGCUGGUGCCACAUAUUGUAGCUGGAUCCCUGUACGCGUGAGGAUCUAAUCAGAUGUGUUCCACGGGUUAGAGUUUCAUGGCAAGGAAGGGCAGAGUUAAAUUAGUAGCAUGCUGGACCACUGACCGUCAAAAUCUGAGAAAAGCUCUUAUUGUCAUCAUAUUGAUGUUAUGGGGUGAAUGCUAAAAAGAAAAAAAGAUUGUAAGAGAAAAAAAAACUGUGGGAUUGAUAUGCUGUUUUUAAAUAUGAACAGAUUUUCCUGGAUUGAUGGUACUGUGGAAGAGAAUGUUACAUGGCAACAUCUGGGUACUUGCAAGCAGUACUGCACUUUUUUCUAUUGCCAUUACAGUGUUCUUAAUAUUUGCCAUUUCUGCGCACAGAAAAAUAUGCAAAAAUAUAAAGAAAUAUAUGUUAGUAUUUGUAAAAAAACAAAAUGUGGCUUUGGUGGGAAUCUAUGAAUCUAGCAUGUAAUUUACUAUUUAUUAUUUAAUGAUAACCAUAGUGUAUAUUUUCUCACUUAUCUUAGUAUAUACCUGUCUUUUCAGAUUUGCAUUCUAAGAGAGCAGCAGACCUGGGUGCAGAGGUUGCCUUGCAUAGUUCAUUGUUUGCUACAUAAUGUGGAUGUUUUCACCUCACGCAUUUGAAAAGGGGCUGCACCACACGAACCAGAUGACACAUCCAAUGCAGGCAAAUGGCUUGAAGUUGUCAAAC